Nicotiana attenuata is the source of this 1211-nucleotide messenger RNA. RefSeq names its product fatty-acid-binding protein 3, chloroplastic. Gene Ontology annotation, cellular component: chloroplast stroma. Gene Ontology annotation, molecular function: fatty acid binding; intramolecular lyase activity. Bases 169 to 1017 code for a protein of 282 amino acids. Lineage: Eukaryota; Viridiplantae; Streptophyta; Magnoliopsida; Solanales; Solanaceae. The transcript is spliced from 5 exons. The record is from RefSeq and is a predicted model, not a curated record. Gene Ontology annotation, biological process: fatty acid metabolic process.
UCAGAUGACAAUAAUUCAAACCGCUACAUAAAUAUGCGAACAGAAGUUGUUGUCCGUGGGCCAUCAUUUUUAUCCAUUGCAAUAUCUAUGACAUGUUCUGCAUAAUUACAGCAAUAUACAUUUUAAAAUAAAACAUAGGAGUAAUGUACUUACUAACAUUUUCAGAAGAUGGCUGGAGCCGUUUCACUGCCAAUUUGGAUUUCAACAUCAACAUCCACAAAGAUCAAUGCUUACAAUGCCAAACCCAGAAUUUCUUAUCCUUUAAAAACUCCAAGAAAUGCAGUAGGGCCAAUAUUAUUCAACAAAACCCACAGUCUCUAUCCCUUAACCAUAUUUGAGAGAAGUGGCCGACAUGAACACCAUUUCACACCUAAAGCUGCUUCUUCCUCUUCGGUUGGAAGUGCAGAAGAACCGGCAACUAAGGUCAAGUUUCAAAGAUCACUGAGCCUACCUGGUUGCUCUACUUCAUUGUCAUUGCUUGGAACUGGUUACAGGGAAAAGGUUUUUGCAAUUAUUGGUGUCAAGGUCUAUGCUGCAGGACUCUAUGUCAAUGACUCUGUCUUUAGCAGGUUAGAUGAUUGGCGAGGACAUUCCGCUGCAGCAAUUCAGCAGGAUACUUCCUUGUUCAACAUGAUAUUUGAAGCCAAUCUGGAGAAAUCACUACGCAUUGUGCUGGUCAGAGACAUUGAUGGUAAAACUUUCUGGGAUGCCUUAGAUGAAGCCAUUUCUCCAAGAAUCAAGUCACCCACAGCCGAAGAUAAAUCUGCUCUUUCCACAUUCCGUGGUGUCUUUCAAGGGAAACCUCUUAAGAAAGAAACUUCCAUAUUCUUGACUUGGAUUGACCCAACCAAAAUGCUUGUUUCACUCUCUUUUGAUGGGACGCCUUCCUCAGUAGAUGCGACAAUUGAGUCUACAAAUGUUGCGUCUGCUCUCUUCGAUGUAUUUCUUGGCGGUGAUCCAGUUUCUCCUUCACUCAAAGCGUCAGUUGCUAAUGGACUGGAAGCUGCGCUCAAGUGAAGGCCAUAACGAGUUAGUCUUCCCGUUGGCUUUUAGUUCCCUGAUUUGUUAAUCAGUGAUUCAGUAGCGCAGCUCCAUUGGAAAAAAAUUGUUUUGUUAGUUUCCAUGUAUUGGGACCGGUAACAAGCAUUAUGCAAGCCAAGCAUUAAAAGUACAAUUAAUUAUUUGAGAGAAAUUCGCAUUAAAGCGAAACA